UUUAACCCUUGAGCCGCCCAGAAUAGCCACCCAAAUUGCGAUCUCUCUCUUCUCUCUCUCUCUCUCGUCAAAAAAUAUCUACGGAAACACCAACACAAAAACUUGCUAUAAUCUCCAACAACACCAGCCAUCAUGCCCCUCCAUUCAUCAGUAUUCCCAUAAACACCACCAACCUUACCUUCUCCGAUCAUCAACCCUAAAGAAAGCAGCAAAAGAAAGCUAAGCAUGUCUUCUACACUUGAGGAAUCUCUAAGAUCUCUAUCGUUGGAUUACCUCAACCUGCUCAUCAACGGUCAGGCCUUCAGCGACGUCACCUUCAGCGUGGAGGGCCGUCUAGUACACGCGCACCGCUGUAUCCUGGCGGCAAGAAGUCUAUUCUUCAGGAAAUUCUUCUGCGGGCCCGAUCCUCCUUCGCCCUCUGGCCUGGAUCCUCCAGGACAGAGGAUGAACUCGGGGUCGGGCUGCAGAACCCCUACAGGGGUAAUACCCGUGAACUCCGUGGGGUACGAGGUGUUCCUGCUCAUGCUGCAGUUUCUGUACAGCGGGCAGGUAUCCAUCGUCCCCCAGAAGCACGAGCCACGGCCCAAUUGCGGCGAGAGGGGCUGCUGGCACACGCAUUGCUCCUCCGCCGUCGAUCUUGCUCUAGACACACUCGCCGCCGCUAGAUACUUCGGCGUUGAGCAGCUCGCAUUGCUAACUCAGAAACAACUAGCGAGCAUGGUGGAGAAAGCUUCCAUUGAAGAUGUGAUGAAGGUCUUGGUAGCUUCAAGAAAGCAAGACAUGCACCAACUGUGGACUACAUGCUCCCACCUUGUAGCCAAGUCCGGUCUCCCACCGGAGGUUCUCGCCAAGCACCUCCCCAUCGACAUCGUCGCCAAAAUCGAAGACCUCCGUCUAAAAUCCUCCCUCGUCCGCCGUACCGCCGCCUUCCUCCCCCACCACCACCACCCGGACCUCUCGGCCGCGGCAGACCUCGAGGACCAAAAGAUCCGCCGGAUGAGACGAGCGCUCGACUCAUCCGACGUGGAGCUCGUAAAGCUAAUGGUAAUGGGAGAAGGGCUCAAUCUCGACGACGCAUUGGCUUUGCAUUACGCCGUCGAGAAUUGUAGCCGCGAAGUGGUGAAAGCCCUGCUGGAACUCGGGGCAGCCGAUGUCAACUACCCUGCAGGUCCAGCAGGAAAAACACCGCUUCAUAUCGCGGCGGAAAUGGUUUCGCCCGAUAUGGUGGCGGUCCUGCUGGACCACCACGCUGACCCAAACGUCAGAACCAUCGACAACGUGACGCCAUUGGACACACUAAGAACCCUAACCUCUGAUUUUCUGUUCAAAGGCGCAGUCCCUGGCCUGACUCACAUUGAACCAAACAAAUUAAGGCUGUGUUUGGAGCUUGUUCAAUCGGCGGCACUUGUUUUGUCUCGUGAAGAAGGUAACGCCAAUAACAACAAUGUUGCUUCUUCUACAACGCAACAUCAUCAUCAUAUUUAUCCUCCUUCCAUGAACGAAGAUCAUCAUAGCAGUUCAAGCAGUGGCGGCAACAAUAACAAUAACACCAACGUUAACUUGGAUUCCAGGUUGGUGUAUCUUAACCUUGGUGCCACCUUAGGUGGUGGUGGUGGUGGCGGCGCCUCCGGUCAAAUGAGUUCAAGGUUGGAUGGUGAUGAUGAUAACCGUCAUGGUGAAGCAGCAAUGUACCAUCACCACCACCACCAUCAUCACCAUUCUCAUCAUGACUUCUAGAAGCUCUCUUUCUCUACCUAGCUAUAGCUAUAUAGGUGCAGUAAUUUAUUUUUCUUCUUCUUCAUUAUAUAAAUUAAUUACUGAUUUUAUUUAUAAUUUUAGUGGUUUGAUUUUUAAUUUAGUGUUUUAAUUCUAAUUGAAUUGCCAUGGAAAAAAAUGGGGGAAAUUAAAAGGAACGGAAGAUCGAUGAGAGACGACUUUGUUUCUUGCUGUGUCAGAUGGAAUAGACUAGUAAUAGUAUUUACUAA
Arachis ipaensis is the source of this 1985-nucleotide messenger RNA. Its product is annotated as BTB/POZ domain and ankyrin repeat-containing protein NBCL. NCBI's taxonomy places the organism in Eukaryota, Viridiplantae, Streptophyta, Magnoliopsida, Fabales, Fabaceae. Gene Ontology annotation, biological process: regulation of DNA-templated transcription; induced systemic resistance, jasmonic acid mediated signaling pathway; plant organ development. The record is from RefSeq and is a predicted model, not a curated record. Gene Ontology annotation, cellular component: nucleus. Gene Ontology annotation, molecular function: protein binding; transcription cis-regulatory region binding.